Sebastes umbrosus (honeycomb rockfish) is the source of this 2654-nucleotide messenger RNA. It is a transcript of the gene adss2l, whose product is annotated as adenylosuccinate synthase, like. The record is from RefSeq and is a predicted model, not a curated record. Gene Ontology annotation, biological process: 'de novo' AMP biosynthetic process; IMP metabolic process. The transcript is spliced from 13 exons. Gene Ontology annotation, cellular component: cytoplasm. NCBI's taxonomy places the organism in Eukaryota, Metazoa, Chordata, Actinopteri, Perciformes, Sebastidae. Gene Ontology annotation, molecular function: adenylosuccinate synthase activity; GTP binding. The coding region runs from base 322 to 1767 and encodes 481 amino acids.
UCGUCUCUUCAACGGCAGUGCUCUUUAAUUUAAUAAUAAUAUAGAAACAAAUAAAGACACAGAGUUAAAUACAACGUCUGUGUGUCGGUUAAUCGAUUAUAGUCAGUCUAACAGAUUUAUAAGGAUAAUAAAUCAUGAUAAAUAUAUCUAAAUGGAUGUACACUUUGAUAUUCAGAAUCAAAGAUAUAACAAGAACCAGCACCAUCUUGCGGUGAGGCGACAGACCAGACGAGCACUUCCCGUGACGCAGAGAAACGCGGUAAAACGAUAUUCCGGUUUGCAGCAGACGGAGAGAGGAGCAGCAAGCAAGCAGCAGCAAGCAUGGCAUCCGACAGCAGCACGGCUAACGUUAACGGACGAGAGAAGACCGUCUCUCUGAACGGGGAGCCCGUCGUGAAGCGGCCGCGGGAGAGCUCUGGGUCGUCACAGCAACAGGAGUCUUCUUCUUCUCUCCUCCGCAUCCCGAAGGAGCCGCAGAACAAAGUGACCGUGGUGCUCGGAGCGCAAUGGGGCGACGAGGGGAAGGGGAAAGUUGUGGACUUGCUCGCUAUGGAUGCGGAUAUUGUCUGCAGGUGCCAGGGAGGAAACAAUGCAGGUCACACGGUGGUUGUGGACAAAGUGGAGUACGACUUUCACCUGCUGCCGAGUGGAGUGCUCAACAAGAAGGCUCUCUCCUUCAUUGGCAACGGAGUGGUGAUCCACCUACCAGGUCUGUUUGAGGAGGCUCAGAAGAACCUGCAGAAAGGCAAAGGAUUACAGGGCUGGGAGGAGAGAUUAAAGAUUUCUGAUCGGGCCCACCUUGUGUUCAACUUCCAUCAAGCCGUUGAUGGGAUCCAGGAGCAGCAGCGGCAGCAGCAAGAAGGGAAAAAUUUGGGAACCACUAAAAAGGGUAUCGGACCUGCCUACUCCUCCAAAGCUGCUCGGAACGGUCUGCGAGUCUGUGACCUCGUCUCGGAUUUCAAGGUUUUUGAGGACAAGUUUCGUAUGUUGGCAGAACAUUUCCUGACGAUGUAUCCGAAACUCAACGUGGACAUUGACAGCGAGCUGGAGCAGCUGAAGGGCUUUGCAGAGAGACUACGUCCUCUGGUGACUGAUGGGGUGUACUUCAUGCACAAAGCUCUUAAUGGUCCCAGUAAGAAAAUCCUGGUGGAGGGAGCCAACGCCGCUCUGCUGGAUAUCGACUUCGGGACGUAUCCUUUCGUGACGUCUUCUAACUGCACCGUGGGAGGAGUGUGCACCGGCCUCGGCGUGCCCCCGUCGUACGUCGGCCGAGUAUACGGCGUCGUCAAAGCGUACACCACCCGGGUGGGCGUUGGUGCUUUCCCAACAGAGCAGGAUAACGAGACCGGGGCACUGUUACAGUCCAGAGGGAGAGAGUUCGGCGUGACGACGGGCAGAAAGAGGCGUUGUGGAUGGCUGGACCUGAUCUUGGUCAGAUACGCCCACAUGGUCAACGGCUUCUCCGCAAUUGCCCUGACGAAGCUGGACAUUUUGGACACGCUGUCAGAGAUUAAAGUGGGCGUGGCCUAUAAGGUUGAUGGCGAACCUCUACCAAGUUUCCCCGCAAACAUGGACGUUUUGACGCGGGUGUCGGUGGAUUACGAGACGUUGCCCGGCUGGUGCUGCAGCACCGAAGCAGCUCGGAGCUUCGAGGAGCUGCCGUCGAAUGCCCAGAAUUACGUUCGGUUCAUCGAGGACUUCCUACAAGUGCCAGUGAAGUGGGUCGGAGUCGGCAAGUCCAGAGAGAGCAUGGUCAAACUGUUUUGAUCCGUCUGUGCUGACCCCGUAGUCCUCCUCACAUAAUGAUUUCAGGUUUUGAUAGGAUUACCAGAGGAGUUUAAAAUGCAAACUCUCCUAAAGGAAAUACUUCACCAGCAAGGCUAUUUGCGAAACUCUUAGUUGCUGCUUGUGCAUCACAUUUACAAUAAUUCUUCUUGGAUAUAAUUUAUGCAUUCCACAUAAUGUUUUUUCUAUAUUUAUUCGGGUGUUAAUUUUUAAAACUUGGUGCAAAUGGAUCAUUCUUUCCCAUUCUACAAUAAAACGCAGUUUAUUUUGCUUUUUAGCAUUUGAGGCUAAUUAACCUUAAUUGAUAUCUGUUCUCCAUGUUGUUAUUAUUUUUUUUUGUUACAUAUAUUUGAAGAGCCAUUGAUGAACAGAUGUAGAAGCUGUCGCAUUAAAGGGGCACAACACAAUAAAGCGAGAGAUUCUUUUCAGGCUCCGUAACGGGACGGAUAAAUGAUUGAAAGCCAUUGCGCAAUCAGUCCGAUAGUGAACUUUUCUAUUGAGCAAUUUUAAAACACUUUAAAAAAACCAUGAACUCAUCUCAGUUGUCUAAGUUUGUAACAAUAUUUCCAUGAUGAUUGUUGGAAUGAGUAGUGCUUUUUAAAUCAUCCUCAAAAUGAAUAAAUCAAGCAACUUGAGUUUGAAUAGAUGUUUUUCUUCAUAAUAGUUGAGGAAAAGUAAGUAGAAAUUCCACGUCCACAACAGAGACAUUGGUCUUUGAGGAGUUUGUGUAAAUGUAAUGAAAAUGGCCAAUGGGCAGUGUUGUACCAGAAUAUAUCUCAAUAUGUUUCAUACGCCAUUUCAUUCAUCGUCAAUGAUAUAAAAGACUCUUACCCAGCUUGUUCUUAUCAAUAAAAGGAAACUAACAUUUA